Messenger RNA from Nematocida parisii ERTm1, 1877 nucleotides. RefSeq lists its product as uncharacterized. The coding region runs from base 1 to 1872 and encodes 623 amino acids. The record is from RefSeq and is a predicted model, not a curated record. NCBI's taxonomy places the organism in Eukaryota, Fungi, Microsporidia. The transcript has a single exon.
AUGCAACUUUCAAUUACGCAGUUGGUCAUAGGCACGCCUCCAUCCAUAAAACACCCGAACAUUCAUAUUGUAGUGGAUGGUGUAGAGCGAACAUAUAAUGAGAAAAGCAUACUAGCUGAAGGAAGAAAGGCAUUUAUAGAAGUAGAUGAGUUUUGGCUAAUUUACACCGAUAGUUUCGCAAUAAAGAGCGGAUGUAAUGCAUCUAUCAGCAUAACAAGUAAUAACAUAACAGUUGGAUCAAUUGUAGUUAAUAAACUUCCACUAGGAAUAGGAAGGUAUUAUAAAAAAGAGUUUAAAAUUCAAAGACACUUGCCAGAUAAUAUGUUUAUGGACAUAAUUGUAGAAAGGCUUGCACGGCGUGAUGAAAGUACAGCUGAAAUUGUGGCAGAUUUAACAGAUUCAUUCAAUCACCUCUCUAUUCCACCAAAUACUCAUCAGACGCCUGCAUAUAUUGAAACCACAAGAACAGGAAAUGAUAAAGCCAUUUACAAUAUUGGUUCUUUGCUUACUGAAGAGCAGCCUGGCAUGCCUACCUCUAAUAAACCCAAUGCUUCUUGUUUAAAGCAAAGCAUGGCUAAGGAAGCAGCUAUUCCUGCUGUUAAUAAAGAAAAGAAUUCAGCAAAGCCUUCUGCCCCUUCCCCACCAAGCAAUGCAAAGAUAGCUAUUUUUCCUAUAAAAGAAGGGGCUGUGAACAACGCUGCCAAAAUAUUUUCUAAAAUGCCCUCUCCGCCAGGAAUGCGUGUGUUACCUGCAGUUAAUAUCCUAGAGAAGACGGAUUCCGCAAUUAAAACACUUUUCCCAAAGGUUGGCUGGAAACCAGUUUUAUCUAUCAAGGGGUCGUUGUACGAAAGCCCCGUGCUUAAUGAAAGCGAGCUAUCUGCCCGGUGGGUGGAGAUCGAAAAUGACUUUAAAAAGAAGUUCUGUAUAAAACGAGAAGUGCAAAAAACAGACUUUCUAAAAAAAGACAAUGCAGUAAAAAAAGAAAGAAUUCUAUGCGAGCGGCAAGAAUUUCUUCUGUCAAUUGUUUUUGAAUCGCUUAAAAAAUCUAAACUUUCCUUGGACCACAUUUGCAAUCAGUUAGUUAAAUGGACUGAGACUAAAGAAGCUAUAACUGAUAUUGACAGCAUAGUUAAUUUAUCUGCUGUUUUCCCCCAUAAGGAUAACUGUAAUAAAAUUAUAAUAGCAAAACAUGCUCUGACAGAAGUAGAAAGCAAAGUAAAGUUUUGUCUAGAGAAUUCAUGCACAAAAGAUAAAUUUUUACUCAUUAAGUAUGUGCAAUGGGCAGAUUCCUCGCUUGCAUCUCUUAUACACACGCUUCAGGAAACAAGAAAGUCUCUUAUUUUUGUUGAAAAUGACAAACAGCUGCCGCGGUUUUUGAUGCUUUUACUGCGAAUGGGAAACCUAGUCAAUUAUAAAUAUGCUGAGACAGCAAACAAAUUCCCUGCUAAAGGCUUUUAUCUUUCAUCUGUGAGUGCCUUUUCGAAAUGCUCUGCUGAGAUUAUUAAUGAAGAUGGACGAAAAAAUUCUUUAUUAGAGUUUCUAAUCAUAACAGUGAGUGAUAAAAUUGACUUUAAAAAGAUAGUCUCGUCCUAUUCCUUCUUUAAAACCAUUCAAUUAAAAUCACUAAAGGACCACUAUGCCAUGGUACGCACCGGAUAUGAUGAAGUGAAUCUAUUAGAUGAAUUUGUUGGAAAGAAGGAGAAAUUACACAGAAUAUUUCUUCUAAUCAGAGAAUGUGAAUAUCUAAUAUCAGAAAUAGACACAAAAAUAUUUGUUCUUUCUAAGCUAUACGCAGAUACUCCGGAAUAUAUUUCUGAAAACAUGAUAGAUGUAAUCACUUCAAUAGAGAAGUGCAGCCAUUUAUUCAAAUAGUCCUA